AUGCAAGGACUGACGACAAGCUCGCCUGAACCUUCAUCGAUCAUAUCGCGCUGGAAGCAUCGUAUCCUCAAAAUCAACCCACUUCGUACAGAAGCUCUGUAUGGCUACAAAGAGCGGGAAACGCCGACUGGGUUCAAGCCAGACCCACGAAGAAAAGCGUUCCAUAUAAAGUAUGACAGGGAUUCGUCAUCUUUACAGCUUCAGCCUCUGUGUGAUAACAACUGCUGUGACGUCGAUGCCGAGUCAAUCGACUUCAAAGACACAAGACGACAUUUCAAGAAUAAUCCAAGGGAGAAAAUAUAUGGGUGGCGCCUUACUGAUAACGACCGAUCCAAAAAUGCAUGGGAGAGUUGCAAAAUGUUCUUAUUAGACCAGGGGCAGUACGAACUCAAUAGGUAUAAUCCCGGCGACCAGUCAAAAGAUCAGACCAGAUCCAGAGCUUUUAUCUCUGGACCUCAACCACUCUGGGCCUUACGUGGCUUCUUCAUUGGGCCUAACACUGACUGCUCCCCACCAUACUUUACCAUCCUGUGCUCCGGAGAAAACGAAUCGAAAUACUUGGUCGAUGUAAUAGACAAAGAGAUCAGGGGGAAAGGUUUACGAGAUUGGGGCGUAACCCGAUUACCGUACGUCGAGAUUUGCGAAUACGGAUCCCGGUCAGGCAGCCCUGAGAAUGUCGAUGACGCCGAGUCAACCAGUGAAAUGAACGAAGUGGAAGUUCAAAUCAUCGAUGGAGGCUUGUCGUCAACAAUACCCAACGAUGCGAUGGCCUCGUCAUGGAGGAAUCGGCGGCAUAGAUGUGGCGUCAGAUUCCAAGUCACUAGUGACUCAAACGUCAUUGCGAAUGGAACCAUUGGUGGCCUUCUCAAGGUGGGAGGCAGACUAUAUGGUUUAACCGUUGCCCACGUCUUUCACCGCAGUGGCCAAAGUCAGCAAAACUAUUCCACGAGUAGUUUUGAUGACGAGAGUUCUACUAGUGUCCAGAAUCAGUGGCACGAGCAAAGGAAAGAGAGCAUGCUGCUGGACCGGGCGUUAGUUGAACUUCCAGGACUUGAGAAGCCGGAUGAUGAUCCAGAUACUUGGGACGAUGUGAAUCUGGUCCGGACUAUGAACGGCGACUUUCGACCGGUUUGGACUACUAUGGAAAUGCCACGUAGUGGUGUAUAUGCUGUCUUGGCUACCCCUGGCUCUACUCAUUGCCUUCGAGGUAUUAUUACUGGUGAAGAAGCUAUCGUAAAUAUGCCAGGCUCACCAGCCCCGUAUACCACUUGGGUACUACAGAUGGAACAGCCUUGGCUGAUACAAGCAGGAGAUAGUGGCUCUUGGGCACUCGAUGCUAUUACUGGAGACCUUCUUGGGGUACUCAUUGCUGGGUGCCCUGAGUUACAUGAAGCAUACAUCAUCCCUGCCUAUCAAAUACUUGGAGAUAUUGAAAAGGACCUAGGGCGACAGGUCCGGCUGCCACACUGUCAUCGAACUCAGAAGCAAAACCAACAUACUCUUACCGAUCUGGAGAGGAGUGUCUUGGAAAUUCAAAAGAAAAUCGUGCAAGUCAACAGUGCAGCUGAAAUGAAGAAUAUUGAGGGCCUCGCAGACGAUUGGAUUGAAAAAAGCCGCCGAAUGCCAGACAAUGAACCCAAGAUGUCUUUCCAACCGAGGAACAAGGAGUCAUACUGGAUUAACCGCUAUGGCGGGCGAAUCCAACACGAUAUAUUAGAAUUGAUGUCGACAAUACGAGAAUCUGAAGGAGUGGACUAUCUGUCUCGGCGUGCUCAUCUCAUUUGGCCCUAUCAAGAUGCCCUCAGUCGUCCGCCGUUGGAGUGCUACAACUCGCUCAGCAAAAUGUUCCGGGAUCUGGGUCAAGAAAAGAUCGUCGAGUAUAAAAUUGAUCUUCGUAUACUAAGAGGAAUCUUGUGGGGGCAUUUGGUAUUGGGAGAACAAAUAUUCCGCCCAUACAUUAACCCAAUUUCCACAGCUGGACAUAACGCCUUCUGGGUCCUUGAAGAAGAACGGAAGGCUAUAGACGACCCUGACUGUCCCAGACAGAAGGGAUUAAAAUUUCCCAGGGAUAGGUACUAUGCCGAAGAAGUUGUUGACAUGUUACGACAGAACAUGGAAUAUUUGAUUUCGAAUGAAAAGUGGCUCUACUCAGUAAGCCUUCCAGAAACAGUAUCCUUUGAUCCGGGAUUGUCUGACAAUAUCACACUGUUCGUUGCUGUGCUGCUAAGCGAGCAGAAGGAUCAGGUGCUGGUUGUCGCUCAGCCAGCAGACUGUUCUCCGGAGGAUUGUAAGAUUGAAGAUAUAAGACUUCCUUAUGUUCAAAUAGACAAGGGAACAGACGAAGAAGGUAACUUGAAAAUACUGUUGAAGGACUUGAUUGGCCUUGGAGAUGCCAUACCUCUUCAAACUCAAAGGCUAGAGCUAAAGAGGAUGAGUCCGAGUAUCUGGUUGAAAGAACACAAACAAUAUGUUGACUUAGUUGUCAUGGAAGCUAUAUUGUUGCAGAAUGACCUAGAAAGGGCUCGGACUGGGUCUUGGGAAAUGCCUGUUGUUGUUAUGGGGAAUGAUGACGCUUGGCGCAAGCUGAUAGAGCCAUUUUCCUCGAUUUUCUACGAGUCAAGCGCUCUAUUCAACUAG
Messenger RNA from Fusarium sp. VM40, 2637 nucleotides. The record is from the annotation of a GenBank genome assembly. Lineage: Eukaryota; Fungi; Ascomycota; Sordariomycetes; Hypocreales; Nectriaceae.